Messenger RNA from Stereum hirsutum FP-91666 SS1, 726 nucleotides. RefSeq names its product alpha/beta-hydrolase. The coding region runs from base 1 to 726 and encodes 241 amino acids. NCBI's taxonomy places the organism in Eukaryota, Fungi, Basidiomycota, Agaricomycetes, Russulales, Stereaceae. The record is from RefSeq and is a predicted model, not a curated record. The transcript is spliced from 4 exons.
AUGCCCGCCACCCCAGGUUUCUCGGAUGAACUCAUCCACUUGCCUUCUGGGUUGACACUGGAAGCAUCCUUUCAAUCUUUUUCGCCUCCAAGUAGUAGUAAUGAGGCAGGGAGAAGACUCGCUAUAUGUCUUCAUCCUUGGUCCCGACUGGGCGGGAAUAUGGACGAUCCCGUUCUCAAAAUGGUCGCAGGGAGGCUGGCGUCGAAACAUAAAUUUGAUGUUCUACGAUAUAACUCACGCGGCGUUGGCCGUUCUUCUGGCUCUGCUUCGUUCGCCGGGUUCUCCGAAGCGGAGGAUCUGAAGGAAGUGGUCAAGUAUGCCACGAAGAAUAUACAAGAUGUCCAGCAUGUUCUCCUCCUGGGUUACUCGAAUGGCUGUCUGCCUGCUUCUCUCCAUCCUGUUUUAGAGCGUCCGAUAGUAACAUCACACAUCCUUCUCUCGUACCCUCUGGGUCCCCGCGGAUUCCUGACAUUAUUCAACUCAAAGACGUACCAACAGAGCUUGGAAACCCUCCUGGGAAACCCUCGUGCACAUGUGUUAUUGCUGUAUGGGGACGUAGACGAGUUCACCGGCGUAGGUUCUUACGAACCAUGGGCCCAAAACCUCCAGAGUAUCUCGGACAAUGCCCAUCGGUUGGUAGUGCAGUGUGUGGAUGGUGGAACACAUUUCUGGAGAGGCGACGCCGCAAGGCGGAUGCUUGCUGCCAUCGACACGUUUAUAGAGUAA